This is a messenger RNA of Camelina sativa (false flax), 947 nucleotides long. The record is from RefSeq and is a predicted model, not a curated record. Lineage: Eukaryota; Viridiplantae; Streptophyta; Magnoliopsida; Brassicales; Brassicaceae.
CUUGAUUAAUUAUGGUUGUUUAGAUCUGAUUAAUAUUAGGAUUAUAUGAAUUGGGAAUUGGGAAAUUAGGGUUCUUUGUUGUUACUGUAAUUAGUGUUCUUUGAGUCAAUAUGCAGUAUAUUCUUCGGUCCUUCUCAUGAUUUAAGACGAUUUUAGGCAUUCCAACCUCUUACAUAUGUUUUGUUGAUCUUGUUUGAUGCGUUUAUUGUAGUUAAUUUGUUAAUUUUGCUGACUUUUUUGUCCCUCUCAUUGUGUCACGGUGUCACCGGAGAUUUUCAGUUUUGUCACCGGUGGUUCUCUGUUUUUGAAUCAUCCUUCGCCUGAAAUCCAUGUACAGAGACCAACCAUCUUAUACAGGCAAGACAUGGAGUGCUUCCAUUUCACGAAUGAAUCAAGUGGAUGCAUUUGAUGAAUAUCUCCGUCUUUCUGAAACAAUGGCGAUUUUAUGCUUGGAAAACUUUGUUAAAGGCAUAAUAAGUUUAUUUGGAGAUGAGUACUUGAGGAGACCCACACCUGAGGAUCUUCAACGACUACUUGAUAUUGGAGAGCUACGUGGAUUUCCCGGGAUGAUAGGAAGCAUCGAUGUAUGCAUUGGGAGUGGAAGAAUUGCCCGACUGCAUGGAAAGGUCAAUAUACACGAGGCUCUGGAAAGCCGACAAUCGUUUUAGAGGCGGUAGCAUCACAUGAUAUCUGGAUACGGCACGCGUGUUUUGGACCUCCAGGUACAUUAAAUGAUAUCAAUGUUCUUGAUCGAUCACCUGUUUUUGAUGAUAUUUUACACGGCCGAGCUCCAAAAGUGAAUUAUAUUGUCAACGGAAACGAGUACCAUUUGGCUUACUAUCUCACAGAUGGUAUUUAUCCAAAAUGGGCUACUUUUAUUCAAUCUAUUCCAAUUCCACAAGGUCCAAAAGCAUCUUUAUUUGCUACAUAUCAAGAAGGUGUACGUA